GAGUUUGUUGUUUUUUUGUACGCUAAAUUUUUUACAUUCAUUUGAGUUGGCAUGGUGGGAGUAUCUUCGUGAACAAUGAAAACUUCUAUAGAAUCGGUGUUCAAUAAACGAAGUUUUGAGGCUGCUGUCGAAUAUUCUAAAAAUAACAACGUUCAAAUAGAAUGUGGUAAGAAACUCGCUACAAAUGCUGGCAUAAAACGAGGUGACAAAAUCUUAGAUAUGGGCUGUGGAACAGGAGAACUCACUUCAUUUCUUAGCGAAAUUGUCGGCAGAGAUGGUUUAGUUGUCGGCGUUGAUCCGGACUUCGGGAGAAUUCAAUAUGCCAAACAAAGAUAUUUGAACAUGCACGGAAAUCUGUUAUUUGAACAUGGCGACAGUUCAAUUAAUUUUACCCAACGAAACAAAUCCUACUACGAUGUCCAUUUUAGCAAUUUCGUGAUUCAAUGGCUUUCUCCAGAAAGAAAGGAAGAAUUCGGGCGAGUCGCUUUUCGGAGCCUAAAGCAUGGGGGAAGAAUUGCAGUUCUAAGUCACGAAGGUGACCAGGAAAUGAUAAAAAAAGCCGAAGAAAUUAUUUUCAAAAGUCAUUGUUCGUCACUCUAUCAGCAAGGUGACCCAUUUAAAAGAGCUCGUCCAUUCUUUAUAAACAAAUCAGAAACAGAAAGUCUUCUCAUUGAAUGUGGUUUUGAAAUCUUUUCAAGUGAAUAUCACCCAGUAAAUUAUACGUACGCGUCGAUCCUCGAUUUUAUUAAUUUCCUUGUCGCUUCAGAUUAUAAAGAUGGGAAAAAAAUCUCGUCGAGUGGGCUAAAUAAGUUCAUGGAAAUGUUUGGAAAUGUUGAUGGAAGUGUUGGUAUAUUCGAUCCCACAGUUUACCAGAUUGUAGCACAUAAGAUAUAAUUUAGAUUUACAGCCACUUAGCUUUAUAUUUACAUACGUACUCACUGCACGAAAGUAAAGAUACAACAGAUAAAUUAAAUCAAUUUACGAGAAGGUGAAAAUCAUCAUUACUUACUCGUGCUUAUUUUAAUUACAUAUGUGAUUAACACCAUGAAUUAAAAUACAUACAAAAUGAUUUAGCACAUUGUCCAGUGCAUAAUUAGCUUUUUUAUUUUAACUGGCUCAUUGAUCUGAUCGAUAGCGCUCAAGAUAUUGUAUUGUAUUUCUUACAGCUUUUUUAGUAAGGUUGCUAUAAAUUUGUGAAAACCAUAAA
This is a messenger RNA of Xenia sp. Carnegie-2017, 1207 nucleotides long. RefSeq names its product ubiquinone/menaquinone biosynthesis C-methyltransferase UbiE-like. Lineage: Eukaryota; Metazoa; Cnidaria; Anthozoa; Malacalcyonacea; Xeniidae. Bases 76 to 894 code for a protein of 272 amino acids. The record is from RefSeq and is a predicted model, not a curated record. The transcript has a single exon.